AUGAUUAAAUUCACCUCGAUUUGCUUCUGCCUAUACGCGUGUUCAUCCGAGAUAUUUGCAUUUCCAGUUAGUGCAAGCGAUACGAAAUUCGUGCUGGUUCCCAUCAGUUUAUCCAAUUUCAACUCGAAGCCGAGAGGUCCGCUGGACUUCAUUGGGAACUGGAUCCAAUCCUCAAACUUUUUCCCGGUGGAGAUCAACGUGCCGGACACCUUCGCUACGGUGGGGGGCACAGUGGGCGGCUGGGCUACCAACUUGGGGGGCAUCGCCCAGAACGUCGGCUCGACUUUCCAGGGGCUCACUCAAAACGUGGGCUCCGGUAUACAAAAUAUCGCCCAAACUAUCACCCAAAGGUUACCGUUUUUGGCAGCCAUAGUGCGCCCCCCUGGGGCCUCGACGCAGCGAUUUGUUCUGUUAAUACCGGCGCAAGGGCUCGAGGGGAAGGAUAAAAUGGAUUUUAACGCGAAUUCGGAAUUGCUUGAAAUAUUUCCUUAG
Molecule: messenger RNA, 492 nt
Organism: Phyllotreta striolata
Lineage: Eukaryota; Metazoa; Arthropoda; Insecta; Coleoptera; Chrysomelidae
Source: the annotation of a GenBank genome assembly